Seminavis robusta is the source of this 444-nucleotide messenger RNA. The record is from the annotation of a GenBank genome assembly. NCBI's taxonomy places the organism in Eukaryota, Bacillariophyta, Bacillariophyceae, Naviculales, Naviculaceae.
AUGCGCAGGGCUAACUACGAACGAGAACGUCGAAAUCUUGAGCAAGCUUCCACAUUGUUUGAUGCAAGCGAAACGGCGUUUCAGGAGGGCGAUGGCGUGGUUCUGGACGCCCCUGCCAUGUUUCCCACCGAAAACUUUAAAAAGGGCGACGACAAGGAACAUCACGGUGAUUGGGUCUUUCUGCUUUUUGGGUACCAAGGCAUGAAGAAACGCAGCCACAAGAAAAAGAAACACAGCCAAGCAGCCGAGGACGAGACACAAGCGGGUGCAAACACGGAGGGUCAUUGGAUAUUUGACGACGACAGUAUUGACGACUUUACUGGUAUCCUAUUAGAAGCCCCCCGAGACAUCGAAGUACCUGUGGAAGCAGCUAACAGUUCCAAACACGAGGCAGGCUUGUACGCACAGGCAGCACACGACAUUCAGCGCCGCCAAAGCCUUUGA